AUGGCCCAUCGUGACCAGCGCGCAUAUUCAGCUACGUCGGCCUUACCGCGGAGCGUGAGGAUCCAUUUGCCUUCUGUGACUUUGGCUUCCGUAGAGAAGGGUAGUCCCAUGAUGGAUCAUCUGCUAAUCCCGGGCCAGAUGCAGACCACAAUACCCGCGAAAGGCCAGUCCUCAGCUAAACGACUCGCUGCAGUGCGCAAAGUCCUCAUGCGCCUGCUUGCAUACACAGGUCUACUUUCGUUCCUCUGCCUGGCCACGGCCGACACGGUCGUUGACCUUGGCUACGCGAAGUACCGGGGCAACCUCAGCUUCCCGAACACAGUCGCGUACUUGGGUCUCCCGUACGCCGAGCCUCCCGUUGGAGAGCUUCGUUGGCGGGCUCCUCUUCCGCUGAACACGACACGCGUGAGCCAACAGGCUGGCGGUACCAUUGUUGAUGCGUCGUCCUACCCUGAGUUCUGCAUUCAGGGUACAACAGGCGACAUGCAAGACGGUGAUGCCGGAGGUGCAGGCAGCGAAGACUGUCUAAAAGUGAAUGUUUAUGCGCCAGCGAACGCGAAGGAGGGCGAUAAGCUUCUAGUGUAUAUCCAUGGUGGUGGCUACGUUUUUGGCAACCCCGCGAACUGGCCCUUCGAUAAUUGGGUACAUCAAGUCCCCUCCGUCGUCAUUGUCUCCGUGUAUUACCGCCUCGACUCGUUCGGCUUCCUCUCGCACCCAGCAUUUGCUUCGUCAUCCUCUCUGGGCGACCUCAAUGUCGGGUUCUCCGAUCAGAAUGCUGCGCUGCAUUGGGUACAAGAGCACAUUAAUGCCUUUGGCGGCGACCCCGGGCAGGUGACGAUUAAUGGCCAAAGUGCCGGCGGCUCCUCUGUAGAGCUGCAUCUCGUUGCGAGCGGACAGCAGGGUUUGUUCCAUCAAGCCAUCGCGCAGAGCGUUUAUCGAACGCCGUUGCCCAGUCCAGAGCAACAAGAGCCGCUGUUCAACUUCUAUGCAGAGAAGGCUGGCUGUGGUGGCUCGAGCACAGUUUCUGAUACCAUGGCUUGCCUUCGGAAAGCACCUGUCACCGCGCUUGCGCCGGCCCAAGAUGCGCCUUUCAACGGAUCAUAUAAUGCCUUCCAUCCUGUCCUCGAUGGCAAGAUCAUUCCCGACCGUCCAACACCCGCAAUCCUCUCCGGUCGCUUCGCAGACAUCCCGCUGAUGGUAGGCGCGACUUCGAACGAGUCGCUCUCUCUCGGUGCCACCAGCUUGAAUAGCGGCCUCCAAACCUUUUUCCCAGCACUCACGCAGGCCGAUCUCGCCGAGUUCAACCAGGUGUACGCCGUUUCUAACUUCGACAACUCUAGCCAGCAGAUCCGUGUUGGCACAGGCGAGAGCGAGCUGCGUUGUGCGGCGGAGAUUAUAGGCGGGGCGUCUGCACAGCAAAGGUCGGGCAAGACCUUUGUGUACAGGUAUAACACGGCCAACCCGACGGGCGGCGAUCCUCUGGUGGAACACGCCGCUGAAAACUGGAUGAUGUUCCGCGGGACAAACACAGGGUACGUCCCGUCGUUGGCCCCUCAUCUUGGUAUUUGCAUGCUCAAUCAUGGGCACCCUUCAGGUUUAAUGGCACAACAACCUUCUCGGCUAUGA
Molecule: messenger RNA, 1626 nt
Organism: Phanerochaete carnosa HHB-10118-sp
Lineage: Eukaryota; Fungi; Basidiomycota; Agaricomycetes; Polyporales; Phanerochaetaceae
Exons: 9
Coding region: 1-1626 (541 amino acids)
Source: RefSeq, a predicted model, not a curated record